AUGGUCACCACAACAACACCGACUUGCACAACUUCAAGGAUACAACCAACCAGAACAAAACAUUUUCCAAGUCCGAGUAUUGUUCCUACGACGCCACAAACUACAAAGAAAAUGAAAAAGUGUAAGUUAAACCAGGAAUAGACUUUCAUAGCAAGUUUUAAAUAGACAUGUCACAGGAAUAAACUUUUGUAAUAUUAUUCUAAGGAUGAUUGCCGGUGACAAAAACUCCAUUUGAAGUUACUUGAUAUUUAUGUUGGAAGAAUCUUCAAGUGGAAAUUUGUUGCUUCUUUUCAGCAAGAGACACGUCCAGCCAGUACAUGGCAGAAUUUCCGGACGUGGCACUACAAGUGAAUGGAAAGGGGAUAGAAUAUGAGGGAUAUAAUGGAUGGUUUAACAACAGAGGGAAACAUGAUCUGGGUGCUAUAGGUAAUUAGUAUUAAUUUUGCAUAUCAAAUGAGCUUUCGCGCGUUCUGAUUGGCUAGCUGACUAGUAAAUCUGAGGCAUUAUUUACUAGCAGACUAGUAAAUAAUGCUUUUCAAAAAGAAUGAUUCGGCAAAUUUGGUUUCAAAAUCGACAAAAUAUUGGAAAAAAUCGUCCCAGAAAACGAAAAAAGCACAAAAUGUUGAAUUUAACUUGAAAUGUAGGAUUCCUUUAUUAUUUUACUGUGUCAAACAUAUUCACGGACAAUUUAAAACUUAUUUAAAACUCCGAAACAUUCACUUCAAACAAAUAGCAAAAACCAUCCCUACUUUUGGGAGAAACCUUGCCGUGAUAUUCUUUAAAAUCCAUUUUAUUUUGUAUGCUAUAGAUUUCCCAAUUUGUACGAUACUAUUUCUUUUGAUAUGUCAUGUUCUCAUUGUGCUGUAUGGUGUUCUGACCGCUGUAUUGUAUUUUCGAAACUUGUAAAGUAAAAAGUGUUAUUAAAACUUUAUUUCGAACAAUAUAGUUUUACAUUUCAUUUUACCAAAUUCCUCAGCCAUUUCCUGAAGAAAUUAAUGCUAAACAGAAACUAUUUUUAAUUCUAAGUCUGGUGAAAGAGUCAUUCCGUUAUUGUGUUUAUAUUCCAAGCGGAAAUCGAGAAAAACAACUUUGUAAUAAAGCAAUAAAGUCACACAAGAAGCCAUUUUGACAGCGUGUGCGUACAAGAAACACUGCAACACUAUUAGUGAACAGGCCGAAAACAGUUUUAUUUCUGAAAUUUAAUUGAACUGAUAUUCGGAUAUUUUGUUUUAUUCAUUAAAAAUUUAUACUAAAACAAUUAUUCGCCUCAGGCUCAGUGAUUACGGUGAAUAUUCACCUCGACUUCGUCUCGGUGAAUAUUCACCGGUAAUCACUUCGCCUUCGGCGAAUAAUUGUUAAUUAUAAGAUAUAAUUUACGAUACUAAAUUUUUAUCCGAUUAUUCCGGUCUUUAUCCACUAUUCCCCUGUCAACUUCACAUCAUGAAGUGCCAAAUAUAUUAUAAUUUUACAAUCAUCAUCAUCGAUAUAUAUCAUCCUUCCCAUGAUCGGAUUAUAAUUAGCAUUAUCAUGACAAUCAUUGUUUUAUCGAUGAUGAUCACCAUUAUUAUUGUCUGAAGAAUUGUCGUUAUCACCAUUACUAGCAUCCUCGUCCUCACUACUAACAUCGUCGUCAUCAUUCAUCAUUACCAUCGCCAUUAUCAUUUUCAUCUGACAUCUCCACCACCACCAUCAUCGUCACCACCAAUCAUCAUCACCAUUAAAAUCAUCACCAUUGUUUAUCACAUUCAUAACGUCAACAUCUAUAACGUCAACAUAACUAUGUCAUCAUAAUUAUAGUCAUCCGAUUAUCAUAAUUAUCGCCAUCAUCAUCACAUGCUUCACCAUUUUUAUGUUUAACAUUAUCACCAUCAUCACCAUCAACAUCAUCAUUAUUCAUUCUUUAUAAUCAUCAAAUAAUCAUCGCUCACGCAGCAAUGAUCAGGUGGAAAUAUAGUUUUAACAAAACAACUCUGAAACUAGUAUUUAUUUGAGCCAUUUCUUUCUUAUUCCUAUAGACACGCCACUAACACGUCGUGUUCCGUCGCAAUAUCAGGAUGGAGUUUAUCAACUGUCUGGAUCCAGCAGACCAAAUCCAUUUACUUUGAGUCAUGAAUUAAUGCGUGGAGACACUGGUCGCACGUGUGGCAGCAAAAAGAAUGUCUUGCUUGUCUUUUUUGGUAGGUAAAUAUAUGAGGUGGGUCGUAUUUUAUAAUUGAGGGGGAUUCGGAGAAAUAUUACCCGAGGUGAAUUUACCCGAGGGGAGGGCUUUGCCCAGAGGGAAAUAUCAUCGCUGAGGGAUAGAAGCUUCAGAUUUGACUACGACUACGAGACCUAGCACCACUACGAGAUUUUCCCGUUGAAUAUCUGCUCCAAAAAGCUUGAAACUGUACGUAUAGUUUGGUUCCAGUGUUGUUUUAAAGAUGUGCUAUGCCAAAGAGAGGACGAUAGCAAGUCUCAAGUAGCAGAAAUUUAACAGAAAAUCUCGUAAUCGUACUACAUCUCGUACCCAUAGUCAAAUCUAAAGCUCCAUAUUAUUUCAUCUACUCCCCCGAGCGGAGAUAAAAGAACCCAAAACGUUGAGCACAAACUUGCUGAAUAACUUUAAUAAGCGAAUGCAAUAUUAAAUUUUAUAUUAAUACUUUGUCCGGAGAAACGAAUUGACAGCCGCCCGUGUCUAGACCUAGGUUACUCCUGGCAUUUUUUAACUGGCGCAUUAAUUUGUUUUAGGUCAGCAAGUCGUUGACGAGAUAGUGAACUCGCGGAGACCCAGUUGUCCGCCAGAAUAUGAUAACAUUGAUAUUCCUGGCGAUUAUAAACAUGGCAACUCCGCUGGUGAUCCCAAGAGUAUGCCUUUUAUAAGAGCACGUUAUGACAAGACUACAGGACAUUCACCGAAUAACCCUAGGCAACAGGUAAGAGAACAAUCUUGCUUUAAAUACAUAACAGAAAUUACACAUGACCAAAAAAUACUGGCAAAACCACCGAGGACCAUCCGUCUAUAGUAAGUUUGAUAAAAUUAAAAUAUAAUAAUACCAUAGUUGCCUCGAAAUCCUUUGUCUCGCGAGGUACGAUUAAUGACUAAUUUACCUCAUUACCCAUGCAUACGCUUUUGUCUUCUAAAUUUCCCUCAUCAAGCAUGCAAGGAAAAAUUAGAAGACAAAGAAAUCCUUUGUUUCCAACCAAAUUUCCUCGAAAAGCGUACCUCAUUACCUCUGAUUGGAGAGCUGUACCUCAUCGAAAAUGAUCGGCACAACUAUGGACAUUAGAGAGUUUAAGAUACCCCGGUUUCGGUGUACGUGUACGGGUAGCAUGAUUUUGGUUAGCAACAUUUUCGUCGAUGUCUGUACCGUUACUCGUAAUUAAGGUGUACAUUUUUUGCAUUAUAUCAUUGUCUAUUGCAAGAAAACAGAAAAAGUAUGAUCGAAUUACAGACAGCAGUAAAGCAAGAUGACACUACUCGUACCCGUACACCGAAACCGGAGUAUCUUAACCUCUCUAAUAUCUGACGACACCGUCCCGUACACAUUCGAACAAUCACUUUGCCAGCUUUUAUUCCCUAAUCUUGAACAUUACAAUUGUGGGAGAAAAUUCCGUUUAUGUGCAUGCCAAAAACAAAUGAACAUGGAGAUGUGUUUCUGCGCGUGCGUAUAUAUGAAAAGUGUUCGUACCACAAUCAUAAGACAAUCAAACAGCAUUCAAAACAGGCAACACACCACGCGCGAUUUCCUCGGCAACUAUGAUAUUACAAAGUAAUAACAUUGCAUUACGGUCGAUUAGUGAUGAAAUGUCCCUCAAGCCUCGAGAGGUUUAGUGUACCAAACGUAAUUGGCCGAUUUCUGGUCACGUCGCUUUAGAUAAAUGCAAUGUAUCCCGCCGAGUAAUAAGCGAAAACUUGUUUCCCGCCUCGAACGGCUACGUACAAAAAAUAAACAAAAUGGUGGCACAACCCGCAAGCUUAUAAACUACAACUUAUAAAUAGCAUAUGCUUCUGAAACCUUUUAAGUAAUAACUUUUAAUUUGAAACUCGUUUACACCAUAGAGUUUUUGUCAUGAAGUACAAUUGUUGUAUGAAUGUUGUUGAUUUUCCUUUCGUCGCUACAUAAAAAAAACACUUAAUGUCUGUUCCCUCGGGAAAUAGAUUGUUUUGUUUCCCCUCGAAUCUCAAUCUUUCCCACGACUUUCUCUCUGGAAGACAAAACUAACUAUUUCUAUCGGGAUCACAUAUUAAGUGUAGCCUACAUGAUAACGGAAAUAUCGGCCGACAGUCGAUUUUAUCUGAACCCAGGAAUUUAAGGUUAUUGUCUCUGGGGAUAUUUUUCAGCCUUCGUGGGUUAUCAUGAUAAUAUAAUUCCAGAGUUCUCAAAAUCUCUUCCACUAAUUUUUCGUUAUCAGCUGAAUGAAGCCACCUCAUGGAUCGACGGAGGUCUGAUGUAUGGCACCUCAAAGGCCUGGGCCGACAAUUUGAGAUGCUUUCGAGAUGGAAAACUACUUAAAAGUGAGAAGGGAAAUUGGCCACAGGAAAAUGACAUUGGGUUACCUAUGGAGAACGUGCCGCCACCAACAAUGCAUAAAUUAUUGAAUGGUGAAAGAUUAUUUAGUAAGUUUCAUCCACCCAGUUUUUAAACGUAAGUGAGUUCAUCAAUUGCCCAGCACAUUUUAUGACAUCAAAGUUUAGUCUUCAAACAGAACAGAAGCUAGCACGAAAGAUUGUGAAUAUGAGUAAUUAAUAUAACCAUCGAGAAGAUCGAAUUUUUUUCUAACUAACUUAAUUCCGAAUGGUUCUACAUUCUCGUGUAUCCAAUUUGGACUUCAGUGCCGCAGUCGUUGGGUUUGAUUUUCGCUGUGGGAUCAUGUAAAAAGAGUCAGUAGACGCUCUGCCGAAAAUCGUGGGUUUCCUUCGGGUGCUCCGAUUUCCUCCCACAGGGAAAGUUGACUGUGUGGGUUAGCAUAAACACAGUUACGAAAUUAACAUCCCAAUAGACUGUGAAUCCAGCUAUCGACUAUUUUUUUAUCUAGGCAAGAAAGACGAAAUCAUUUUUCCGUGGCGUAAAACCAAAAUACUCAAAGUUUGCUAAUUUCAAAGGGUUAUAUUUUCCGUAUUUUACAGCAUUUUGCAAUCAAAUUUGGCAACUUUGCUAAUUUAUGGAUGUUCUUCUAAGCCGGUUUUCCAAUUCGCCCGUAUCGUACCGAAACGUACCGGUGAGCAUGCGCAGAUUGAAAAGAAGUUAAUUAAUAAAACCACGUACUUCCGGGUGUUUUCGCGUAUCAAAAUAAAAAGUUCGUCGCAAGUCAACUUUUUGGCGUACUACGUAAGUACUAACCAAUCAACAUUCAUGAAAUUUUGAAAUUUAAAAACUUUUUGAUACGUUUUGGUACGGUACGCUUGGAGUGGAAAACCGGCUUUAAGCGAAAAUGAUAGAUUUCGUCCUUGUCUGGAUCUAAAUUUAGCCAGUAUAGCUGGAAUCAUAUAUUGUUGUAAAGAUAAAAUAGUCUAGGCUCAGUAAGUAAUUAGGUAAGUGUAAGUACUUAAUUGAUGUUAAACACAUUUCGUCAUGUUCACAUGUCAACAUGCGCUAUACUGAUGGUUCCACCAUAAACAAUGUUGUCACCUUUCCUAAUGAACACAGCAUGACUUUAAUAUUUGUAGUUUAGGAGGAAUUAGCUCCGUCCGUUAAUGUCCACGAUUUCUCACCAUGGAAAUUUUAUUCCAUAUUCUAGAAUUAGGAAACCCUCGAGGUAACGAGAAUCCAUUUCUGUUGGCGUUCGGAAUCCUGUGGUUCCGCUACCACAAUGUGAUAGCUGAGAGAAUCAGAGCGAGAACAAAUAUCACUGACGAUGAGAAGUUGUUCAAUGAAGCAAGGAAAUGGGUGAUUGCCACACAUCAGGUAUAAAGUCAGGGCCGUGAAUACUCGCCAUAAUUGUAACACGUUACAAUACAGGCUACUCGUCACAUUUGUUGUAAUUUUGACAUGUAAUUAAUUGAUUUUUUGAAGAUGAACAGAAAAAGUUAAUUAAAUACAAAAUAAAGGAACGCGUUCCUUUAGCAGAGAAAAAUCGCAAAUUCCUUUUACAUCAAGGAAAAUAUAUGAAAAACUAUCAGUAUGAAAAAACAAGAGUCGCCAUCUCUGCGCCCUGCCUGUUAUGACCAUUUUGUCUCAGUGCAUUGUGGAAUUCAGAUUGACAAUUUUCGCCAUGAAUCUGCCAUUUUUGCAGAAGGAUUUUUGAGGUGAAACCUACUUUCGAUCAUUAAACGCGACUUGUUUUGUUUCUGGUACUAGAAGUAUAUUUGACUCCAGAUCCACAUUACAUUAUGGAAUCUGUACGUAUAAUUACGUUUAUGAGAGGGAAAUUUUGCGACUGUAAUUAAUUGCAUUUGAAAAAAAGUUGCUUGUGGCGUCAUCACAUUUACUAUUAAAUAAACUGAAAUAUCUGCUAACCAAAAAAAGGUACAAAUCAAAUCAUAUUUAUUUCUGUAGGGUAACCUCUUCAGUAAUGUAUCAAUGAAUGUGUGUUCAUCAGGAGGGGUGAUCUAAAAACUCAUUAACUUUUUCCUUCCUAGAAAAUUGUGUUUUAUGACUGGCUACCAGCGUUUCUGGGAAAAGAUCCCGAUAUGUUUAGAAAGAAGGAGAAAUAUCGUAAGUAAUUAGAAAAAUUAUUCCUUAUUAAAAAUGUCUCCCGUACUUGCCAUUGGAUGCCAUCUCGGUUGAUUCUAAAGUCCACUUUAGCCGUUACCAUAGAGUACACUAUUGGAAUUAGUAGUUAAUUUUGUAAAAGGCGAACAGAUUACCAUAUCUCUCGAUACGAUCAAGGAAUAGUUGCAGCCAUGCCAAAAAGUGGGAUUUCGGGAAUCCUUAGGAACACGUUUGCCUGCAAGAAAAUGAAGGGAAAUUUUCAUUUAAUCAACCAUUGUGUUAAUUCCUGUUUAGUGUAUAGACCAUCCGUCAAUCCAACCAUUACUCACAUAUUCCAGUCCGCCGCAAUGAGAAUUGGACAUACCAUGGUGCCUCCUGGUGUAAUGCGAAGGUAAGGUAAAUACAGUUAGGAAUUUGAGGUUUUAUUCAGUUAAACACAAGCAGGAGUGCUUUAUCAGAUAUAAAGCACGGGGCGACAGCCAAGUAUUUUAUAUCCGAUAAAGCACCGACUGCGAGUGUUUUAAAUGGCUUAUAAAUACGACCCAUUUUCUGAGUUUAAAAAUUUUUGUUAUAACUAUUACUUUUUGUAAUAGCGACUGCGAAAACAAUUUGCCGAUAAAUCCGAAAACGUUUGCCGAGUCUAGCAGACAUUUGCUGAGUCUGCGAUGAGUGGGGAUGGGGGGGGGGUGGUCACGCUCCUGGCUAAGGUAGCUACGCCCCUGUCUGAGCCGAGAAAAUUAAAGCUAAAAUUUAAUUAAAUUAACUUAACAUGACUUUUUUAUCACAUAUGAAGCCUCUGACACGGUGGUAUUUUUAUGUACUUAGUUUCUCACGAAUUAUUGACUAGCUUUUUAAAUCAAAUAAGAGACAAUGGUUACUGACAAAGUAUUUUCUAUCUCCGUGGUUUCGUAAACAAGAAAGGCGCUUAUCUAUAAUCGAACAUCUAUAAUUACUUUGUGGGGAGGUGAAAGCAAUUUUGCCACUCGAAAAAAUGAAUAAGUUGAAAAAAUUAAUUGCCAAAAUCCAAUCCUAACAAACAAGUAUCUGAUUUGUAACCAAAUAGACUGGCCAACAGUUGUUCGCGACUUAAAACAACGUCGACGUCAAGCGCUCUGGGUAAAGAAGGGGAAAAUAAAGAUGGCCUCAGGACUUGUAAUUCAUUUUGGAAUUCAAAGGUAUUUGUUGAAUUUAUUACUGCUGUCGUCGAUUAUGGCUGCAGCAUAUAAGGCUUAUUAUUUAAGAAUGAAAACAAAAGAAAAAUUACUAAUGUAUAUAUAUAUAUAUAUAUAUAUAUAUAUAUAUAUAUAUAUAUAUAUAUAUAUAUAUAUAUAUAUAUAAACAACGAAAAUAAUCAGUUUGUAUUGCAGCUCCCGAAAUAGUUGCAAACAAACAGUAUUUACAAGCUUUUAGUAACAUAUAGACUCAAAAUUACAUUCUUCUUGCUAGCUUCCAAUUGAAGAAAGGGGAAACGAUGAACCGCUCGAUAUUGAUGCAAUUUUACGUGGCAUGGCAGCUCAAACUGCUGAGUGCGAGGAUCAUGUAAUAGCUGAAGAUUUGAGAGGUAUAAUAUGAUGGUUUAUACCAAUUUAUACCUUCUGCAAAUAAUUUUUUUGGCAAGUCUAAUAAUAAUUGGUUUUAAAUUAACUAAACAUAUAAUAUAUAAACGUGAUCGACUCAUCAGUGCUUUCAUUUCCUUAAGCUAGUAUAUCGAGAGAAAACAUGCAUGUCUGAUAUUAAGCCAGACGGCUUUAAGUGAAUAAACUUAAAUUCACGUUCUCUUUGUUCUCAGGAUUCGCAUAUGGUGGACUGGAUUUCUCCCGUCGUGAUCUGAUGGCAAUAAACAUCCAGCGAGGACGGGAUCAUGGUUUGUCCGACUACAACACCGCGCGACGUCAUUAUGGGCUGCAACAAAAGUCAGACUUUCUCGAUAUUAAAUCUAAUGAAUCUAAUAUACCUGACAAGGUAUGUGCUGCAAUGUUAAUCAAAUGGCUGGACUUGUAGCGAAGACUUUGGCGUUGUUGGGGGAGGGUGUCAAAUUACCUGAGUGAUUGAUUGAUUGAUUAAAUUACACUUUUUGUUUCGUGACAACAGUGUUUGACAUUUAGUGUGUUCGUGGUCCCCCCAACAAUUAGAUAAAGACGCAAGGGUUCCCUUGGUCCCAACUGACUGUUUCGACGUAUUUAAAGCAAAUCAUUGCCGAACCAAUUAAAGUAAAUUAAAUUUCAUUUGACAUUAUUUGAAUUACGAAUUUGCGCAGCGAAAACGGUAUCAACAUGUCGUUUGUCUUAUCAUUGUUUGUUUCAAGUUGCUUAUCUGUUUAAUAAUAUGUCUAUAAUAUCUGUCACGCUUUUGUGUAAGUUAAUGUUGUGCUUGUUCGUGUUGUGGAACCCCGUUAUUAGAGAUUUUUCUCUGUGUGGUCAUUCCAGCCAUUGUGUGUGAGCUAUAGUUAGUUUCUAUCUUUAAUACUGGCAAACUUGUAGAAUAAAAUAGAAUUGUCAUAUAAAGUGGAUCUGUGUUUAAAGUCAAAGUAAAAUUACUAUGCGUUUUUUAAAUGAUUUCAAGCAAUGUUUGUCCAAAAAUGUAUUGUUAAAUAUAUAAACGAAUUAUAUGCCUGGCCACGCUGGGAAUCGAACCUACGACCUGUGGAAUGUUAGCCCAAUGCUCUGCCAACUGAGCUACGCGGUCAGGUCGGUUCGAGUAAGUGAUAUUUCGAAACUGAAUCUAGUUCCUUCAAUAUCGGUGUAAUCUAAUAAUCAAGAUAUUUGCUGUGUUGGUGUAAUAUACUCAGGUGAAUAAGAUAAACAGUACAUUACACCAACACAGCAAAUAUAUAAACGAACGUUUUCUUAUUGGUUUGUUUCUCGUGUCAGAUAUUUAAGAAGUUGAAACAUCUAUCCAAUGGUGACAUCAACAAUAUUGACGUGUGGGUUGGAGGACUUCUGGAAACGAGUACAUCCGGACCAGGGGAACUUUUCUCGACCGUUAUUGAAGAUCAGUUCAGAAGAAUCAGAGACGCUGACAGAUUUUGGUUUGAAAAUAAGGAAAACGAGUAUGUAUAAGUAUACUGUACUUACUCGUAUAUUAUGUCAAAAUUGGCCCAAAACUGGUAUUCGUUAACAAAUCAAAUCUAUUUUUUCUACAAGAUUGUUCACCCAAGAUGAAAUUGAUCAAAUUUUUCGAAUCACUUUGUAUGACGUCAUUAGGAUGACGACAAAUAUCAAUGGAACUGACUUGCAACAAGAUGUCUUUCAUGGUAAGAUUAGAAAUCCUUCUUUUACUAGUUGCUUUUGCUGUUGUUUUUGUCGCUGUUGUUUUUGUUGUUGCGAUCUGAUUUGAAUAGAACACAAAGACAAUUUUGAUUUACACUAUUUCAAACCACUGAACAUGACCUCGUCGCGACAGUUAUAAAUAUUCGGCCAUACUUAUUUUGAAUAUAUACAAAUAAAUACUCGGUUAUAUUAAAUCUGACGAUAAAUGAUUAAAUGGGUAUAAACAAAAUCUGAUUCUUUACAGUUGACGAGUCGGUAUGUAGUCUUGGUGUACUCAGCCAGUACGAGAUGGAAAAUUGUACAAAACCGGAAACAUAUGAUUAUUUUGAUGGUAGUGAAGUUUCUUAUGCUCUGACAUUCUCGUUUAUUGGACUGUUUGUUGUUGGUGAGUUUUUUAGUUACGUGUAAAGCAGAUUACAGAAGACCAACAUUGAGAAUCUUUUUCAUGUAUAUUACUAAUAACUAAAUAACUGAAAAAAGAAUGCUUAAAUUUCACAAGUGUAAAGUAACGGUACAGUUCUUGUAUGCAUUAUAAGAUACCAAGCAACCUUAUUCUAUUGUUUUAGGUGUCGUUCUUGUUAUGUUAUUCAUGGCAAAGCGGCGACAAAUAUUUCUGGCUGAGCAGAGAAAGAAGAAUCUCAGGAGAACGCAACGUAGGAGCAGUGUGAAAGAGAAUGAAUUUGUUGGUAAGAGAAAAUGAGAGUGUCAAUAUUAAAACAGUUAAAUUACUCUGCCUUCGGCAUCGGCAAGUAAUUUGAUAAUUCACAAUAUUUUGCUAGACGUCGGCAAAUAUAUACUAGGGUUGUCACUCGCAACUCGUUGACAAAUUAUUAAAUUGCAGGACGAUACAAACUUGUUCGAAUAACUUGUAGCAGGUCGUUGAACUCAACAAGCUUGUGGCAAGUUGGCAACAAGCUGGGAACAAGCAGUGCGAACACAUCCUGUUACCAAAUUGUUGCAACAGCAUUGCUACAAGUCAGAUUUGUUAGAACUUGUGCGUUUUACGUGUGUGGCUGGAAAUUCUAAUUUUUUAAACUUUGUUGCCUUAAAUUUCAUACAGUAUACAUUAUUUUUUAGCCAGCCAUUCAAUGCUUUCAUGGUUGAACAAUUAUUAUUUGUUACAUAGUUGUGUCGAUAUCAUUCCAAGGAUUUCAGAAAUUAUUGGGGGUUGCUCCCUUGCCCUCGUCCCUAAUAUCUGCCAAUGUUUGAUGUCUGUAAUUCACAAGGUGUACAUGUUUGUAUCUGUUCCAUUUAAGCUGCUGAAUGGCGUCGUAAUCUUCCAGAAAGACCAGUAAAAAUAAAACUUGGUGGAGGCCAAAUUAUUCACGUUUCGUCAGCUAGUGGAGAAUUACUGCGCUCGAUCGAUCUUCGUGGCGUUGAGAAGAUUACCAUCUGUUUGGAAAAUGAUAGAGAAGAAACAUUGAUGUCUGCCAGAACUGAGAAAGAAUAUGACUUGGUAAGAUAUUGGGUUAAUCCCAGCACUUGGUGUCGUGGUUAUCACGCUUGCCUUUCAAACUGGAAGAUCUCCACUCAAGGUUUCAAAAUACAUGCAGUCAUCAGUAAAUGGUUAGACUUUCGCGUCUUCUCGGAUAAGGACGUUAAUUUAAUCGUGGGUACCUCGGAUGUACACAGCGAGUAGUUCAGUCAAUAAAAUUGCAGAAUAGCUCACAUACAGUGGAUUUACUACUAAUUUUUGUUAUGCGUUCAUAAAUUCCAAGUUGUCUUUAAUGAUAUUUUGUUUAUUCUCUAGAUUAUUAAGUUCACCACGACUACACACCGACAAAUUUUUGUUGAAAAAUUAGAGGCCUUUUUGGGAACGUUGAACAUUCAUUUUUGUCGGCAACCGAUGAGAACCUACAUGUUGUUAACAACUGCUACGACAAAAGAAGACAGACAGAAGAAACUAGAACAAUUUUUCAGAUUGGCUUUAGCUCACGUAAGUUUCUACCUCCACCAUUGUAAUUGCCUGAGUAUGCUCGCAGUUGCGCAGCCUGGAUUUUAUUGCUUGGGGGGGAGGGGGAAGACUUAAUAAUUUGCGAUGUCAUAAUAUUCUAAAAAGGUCCGAAUUUUAGGUCUCUCAUGGAAAGGCACUUCCUGUAUUGUGGAGGCACUUGGAGAAUAGGUCUUAAUUAAUUACUUUUUAAUAUAUAAUGUCCCUCUUGGAAUUCAAUUGUGUGUUCAAAAGUCGUGUUGUGAAUGUAUUUUGGGAGGGUGUGCAUUCACUUACUAAAUACACGUUAUCACAAAUGAACAAACUUCAAUUUUAUAGAGCUUGCGCAUAUGACUGACCUUCAUCUUCGUUUUCCACGUUCUGACUGAGUAGGGGGAGGCCGGAAGGGGCUAGGUCCCGACGCCCUUGCAAAAUAUUGUGCCCCUCGGAAAACGUCUGACCAGUACAAGUAUGAGAAUUGAAUUUUCAUUUCUCGUAAAUGAAAUUUUAUAUCUUCCUAUGUUUUAAGCUUCAAAUCGCCUUUUUUAACAGGUUGCAGCUCAGGAAAUAUUCGGACUAUCACAAAACGACUUUAAUAAUGUUCUACUGUAUAAGCAUUUUUUGUCUACUUCCCAGCCAUAUAAUUAUUUUUUUGUGAAGUAUUUAGAAUUUUAAGAUUUUGAGCAGUAAUAGAAAUUUAUAAUAAAAUGUCAGAUAUUCCAGAUUUUUGGCUCUUAGCGUUAAUUGCACAGAUUGCCUUCAUAUCUGAUAUUCAUACCGUAAAUAUGCACAAUACUUUAACUUAUCCGCCCCACUAUACGUUGGAUAGAUACUAUGACCAAUGCGUUUCCUUCACGAUAGAAUAUACUUUUGCUUAAUUAUACUUAUCGCCCACAGGCUUUCAACAUUGACUAUGAUGAUGCCAGCGCGACAGAGAAGACAGGUUUUGGAAGGGAGGUUUUAACAUGUGAACUGUCAAGGAUGGAGUUUGCUGAAGCGCUGUCGUUGAAACCCAACUCACAAUUCGUGGAACUCAUGUUCGAUUUAUUCGAUAAAGAUAGCAACGGUUACGUGUCUUUCGGAGAAUUUCUAGACGUCAUAGUUAUUUUUUCUAAAGGUACUGUACUUUCCUUAAUUCGCGAUCGCCAUCAUUGAAAAGAUGGCCGCAUGUCGAUCUUAAUUUAAAAACAGUUCCUCGCAACUUGAAAUCGAUAUCGGCUUUCGAUAACCGAAUUUUAAUAAUUUUUUCUCAAAGUAUUUUCUAGAAAAUACUUAAUAUAUUUAUAUCCACAACGUACUCUUGAUUACGACCCCAAUAGUUUUACAGUAAAGUUUCUUGUGUGAACGACCAUACAUAAUUUACCAGUCACCACAAUGGACCAUCAUUCAAUUUCUGUGUUGACUUCUCCCAGGUUCCCCAGAUGAAAAGUUGAGGCUGUUUUUUGAUAUGUAUGAUGUAUCUGGAGAUGGAAAACUUGACCGAGAUGAAUUUAAACUGAUGAUUGAGUAA
Paramuricea clavata is the source of this 13341-nucleotide messenger RNA. The record is from the annotation of a GenBank genome assembly. Lineage: Eukaryota; Metazoa; Cnidaria; Anthozoa; Malacalcyonacea; Plexauridae.